GUUACUGGAUAUUUCAGAGUAAAAGUUGAUGUUCUUAAGGAAUUUAUCAGCUUUACACAUACACAACAGAUCCACGUCGACAUCCUUGCAGCUCAGACUUGUAUUUUGAAAACAAACCCUACUCGGAAGUGCAGCGUUAUCUGACUUCAACUAAUAUUGCCGGGUUCACGCUAUUAUCCUCUGUUUUAGACGGCGAGACUGAUAAGGCCAUGUCUUCUGAUGCUCUGAAGAAGCGCAAGCCCAAAGUGAUCCGAAGUGAAGGUGGCACUCCUGAGAAUAAACGCUCUCGGGGAGAAGGAGACCAGGAAGUGCGAACAUACAAUGAAGAAGUCGAAUUGGAAAGCAGAGACCCUGAGCAGGAUUAUAACCUGUAUAAAACCACCUGUGAAGCACUAGCUAAUCUAAUGGGUGAAAUCCAUGAUCUCAAGGCCAGUGGAGCGAAAGAAGAAAGUCCAGAGGUUGAGGCAAGACGCAGAGAAGGCUGUAUUCAUUUCAUUACACUGAAGAAGCUGAAUCGUCUUUCACACAUGAGACUAAAGAAAGCACGGGAUCAGACACAUGAGGCCAAGCAGAAAGUGGACGUCUUGCACCUACAACUUCAGAAUCUGCUCUAUGAAGUCAUGCAUCUUCAAAAAGAAAUUGGCAAAUGCCUUGAAUUCAAGUCCCAGCAUGAGGAGAUUGAAUUGGUUAGUGUGGAUGAAUUUUUCAAGGAGGCUCCAGCUGAAAUCUCUCGCCCAGACAUCACCAAAGACGAUUCUCACCAGCUCACACUCGCUCGGCUUGACUGGGAGCUGGAGCAGAGAAAGAGGUUGGCUGAGCAGUACAAGAGCUCUUUGUGCACUAAGGAAAAGAUUCUAAAAGGAAUCGAGUUAAAGAAAGAAUAUCUCAGCAGUCUACAGCCAGGCCUUCAGGCCAUCAUGCAGGCAUCUCUGCCCGUGCAGGAGUAUUUGUCCAUGCCGUUUGAGCGUGUGCAGAAACAAGCUGAAGUUGCCCGUCACCUUCCCCCUCCUCUAUAUGUGUUAUUUGUGCAGGCCAAUGCUUAUGGACAAGCAUGUGACAAGAAUCUGUCUGUAUCUAUCAGUGGGGAUGUGGAUGAAGCCAAAGAUCUGUCCAGAGCACCUGAGGACUCACAAGAGGACGAGAGUGAUUCUGAUGCAGAGGAAGAACAGCAAAAUACUAAAAGACGACGAGCUACAGUUGGCGUCCAGUUAGAUGACAAGCGUAAAGAGAUGCUAAAGCAGCAUCCGCUCUCACUGUGCAUCGACCUCAAGUGUAAAGAUGGCAGUGUAUUGCAUUUGUUCUUCUAUUACCUAAUGAACCUCAACAUUCUUACUGUGAAGACUAAAGUCUCUGCUUCGUCUGACCUCUCAGGAGCUAUCAGUGCUGAGGAGCUGCUGAACCCAGAGUCUCUGUUAAACUGCCUUUAUGCAGCUGACGAUGGCAAAGAAACACCCAAUCCAACCAACCGCUACCAGUUUGACAAAGUGGGCAUCAUUACUUUUGCUGAUUAUGUUUCUGAACUUGGACAUCCAUACAUUUGGGUGCAGCAUCUUGGUGGAUUGCAGUUUUCUAGUGACAGCCCACAGACGGAAGGGGCAGUCAGCUCUCUCAGUGCCAGUCAUAUGGAGAACACCAUGAAGCUGCUACGAGGACGGCUGCUGUCACGUCUGGCACUACACAAACAGUUUAGUUCACUAGAGCACAGCAUUGUCCCAGUCUCCAGCGAGUGUCAGCAUCUCUUCCCAGCAAAAGUGGUUUCUCGUUUAGCUCGCUGGACCAUGAUGAGCUACGAGGAUUUUACGGAGCUGAGCUUUGUGCAACAUGUGGUAAAUGCUGGCCUGGUGCGGGAGACUGACCUGUUCUUUAUGACAAUACUGGAAAGGGGAACAGCUCGUCUGCAGGCUGCAGUGGUGUUGAAUCCUCGCUAUCCAGAGAUCACUCCUCUUUUCUCUCUGUCACUUCUCUGGAAAGGAGAGCGCAGUAGCCGGACGGAUGAUAACCUGCGGGCAAUGGAGAGCGAGGUGAAUGUGUUCAGGUCUGAGCUUCAAGGACCUAAACCAGGCCUCCAGCUCCUGACAAAUCAGAUCCAACGUCUGUGCAUGUGCCUGGAUGUUUAUCUGGAGACUGAAAGCCAAGUGUGUGAUGGUUCAGAGGGUCCAAGAGAGUUUCCAAGGGAGAAGAUGUGCUUGCGUGCUGUGAGGGGCCCUAAUCGUCUGAAGCCUUUUAAGUACAACUACCCUCAGGGAUUUUUCAGCCAUCGCUGAACAUAAACCCUUUGGUUCUUUUCCUACUACUUUGUUGUUUAGAUCUUGAAUUAUUUUCCAAAGGAUUCAUUCCAUGUAAUUUCAUGUUGUAAUGUUUAAUUGUGCAGUUGGAGAAAUUAAAACACUUUGUGAUAAA
Messenger RNA from Trichomycterus rosablanca, 2400 nucleotides. It is a transcript of the gene thoc5, whose product is annotated as THO complex 5. Gene Ontology annotation, cellular component: THO complex part of transcription export complex. Lineage: Eukaryota; Metazoa; Chordata; Actinopteri; Siluriformes; Trichomycteridae. Gene Ontology annotation, biological process: mRNA export from nucleus; positive regulation of DNA-templated transcription, elongation. The record is from RefSeq and is a predicted model, not a curated record. Gene Ontology annotation, molecular function: mRNA binding. The coding region runs from base 210 to 2264 and encodes 684 amino acids. The transcript has 20 exons.